Molecule: messenger RNA, 444 nt
Organism: Trypanosoma theileri
Lineage: Eukaryota; Euglenozoa; Kinetoplastea; Trypanosomatida; Trypanosomatidae
Exons: 1
Coding region: 1-444 (147 amino acids)
Source: RefSeq, a predicted model, not a curated record
AUGGCAUUCCCCUUGGCGAAGUUUGGCCAUCGAAAGUUGGAGCCGAUGCUCAUUAUCCCCUAUUCUUUUGAGGGAGGCAAUGGGCCAGCAAAUUCUCUUCUUGAGAGUUUACGGGUUCAUNGAACAUAUUAUGCUCCCGGGGUGCCCUUCCCAGCCCCACCCCCAGGGGUGAAUUUUCAGUUUUGCGAGUGCCGUUGCGUUUCCAGCCUCCGUGCUCUACUGGGCCUCGUUACGGUGGUAUUGGGGCGCAUUUUCGCACACAAGCUAACCCUUGUGGGUGUUGGGUUGUUCCGGUGUUUUGGGUUGUGCCGGCCUGGUGGCGUCGCCGCCGCCGUCUGUCACAACUUUGGCCGGCUGGUGGCGCCGGGGUGGGGUGGCAGUUUUCCGGUCGAAGCAGGCGGCCUCUACAAUAGUCGCGCCUCUGCUAUUUUGGUGUUCUACUAG